UAGAGUAGCGAACAAGUAAAAGGAGGAAUGGGCGAAUGGGAGGAAGGACCAGAUUUGAAACUUGUGGGUGCGUCGCUUUUUCCAACGGCGACCCGUUGCAGCUAGUGAUCCUCUAAAGGCACAGACAAGCGUACGUGGCAAAUGGGAGAAAAUCCAGCAACAGGGCAACAGACAGAGGGGAAAAAUCCAAAGAGUGAAAAAAGUAAAAGAAAGGCAACAACCCAAGGGUUUGAAUUUUCAAAGAUAGAAAAAAUCAAAGAUCGUGAGGAUAGGAGUAGUGUAUUAUAGUAUUAUUAUUCCUGGGUAACCCACCCAAGCAAAUGAAGGAGGUCUGGUGCUGAUGCUUUACUGUUAUCUCCCAAUAAAGAACGAAAAACCCAACAAGCAAAAUUCUCACGCGCUUUCACACGACAAACCUUCCAAAAGGGAAAAUUAUAUGAAAAAAACAAACAAAAAAAAAAAGGAAAGCAGCAGCUCAGUCACUCUGUAAACGUCGCCGUUUUCAGCUUCUCCGGUUACUUCUCAGCUCUUACAGUCUCUAAUCGGUUCUUCUCAGUUCAAACCUUUCUGGAACAGGAAUUGUAAAUUUAUCCACAUCUUGUGGUGCCAAAUAAUUUGAGUCAAUCAUCAGAACUUGACAAAUACCAGGGACAAAAGUGCCCAUUGUUUCAGCACAGUUAAGAAGUACAUAAAGCUGGUAACCUUGUGUUAGGUUUCUAUGCUUUCAUCAUUUCCAGUUGUGUUGGUCAACUUAGAUGGAUGUUCCCUCUGCGGAACUGCAUUCUGAGCAUCGAACUGACACUUGUCCAUUGUUAAUGGAGCGAUCAGAGAACUUUAGUGAACAUAUUAUUGACAUACCAAGGAGUGGUGAAACUUCCUCAUCAACCUUGUCUCAUGAUAGAACUUCGAACGGGUUGGAUGUUUUGCAGCAUGAAGACAGACCUUCUGGUAGUGCAAGAGUGCUAGGUUCUCAGCCUUCAUCAUUUUCUUCCAAUGGUACAAACUCAAGAACCUCCUCUGCUGUAAGGAGAGGGGAUGCUCGUCGUCGAAGGAGUCCGUUGAAUUCUGGUUUGUGGAUUUCUAUUGAACUAGUUCUUACAGUGAGCCAAAUUGUAGCAUCUAUUGUUGUCUUGACUUUGUCAAGGAAUGAGCAUCCCCAUGCACCGCUGUUUGCUUGGAUUGUGGGUUAUGCAUCAGGAUGCAUAGCAACCCUCCCUCUUCUUUAUUGGCGUUAUCGUCAUCGUAACCAGGCUUCUGAGCAAGACCCAGUUCAACAUCAUCACACUUCACACAUUAAUGUCCCUGCUGGACCCUUUUCUCUCUCUGUAACAAGGACUUCUGAUGGGGGUGAUCAUCGUCCUGCUACUAUGUCUCCUAGAGGUGGUCAAAAUGCAGGAGUAACAAGUGCAAGAAUUAAAGCACUAGUGGAAUACUUCAAAAUGGCUUUAGAUUGCUUCUUUGCUGUUUGGUUUGUGGUUGGCAAUGUUUGGAUAUUUGGUGGGCAUUCAUCUGCCAGUGAGGCUCCUAACAUGUACAGGCUAUGUAUAGUUUUUCUUACAUUUAGCUGUAUUGGGUAUGCUAUGCCCUUCAUUCUAUGUGCUACAAUCUGUUGUUGCCUGCCUUGUAUUAUUUCCGUCCUUGGAUUUAGAGAGGAUCUAUCACAGGCCAGAGGGGCCACGCCCGAAUCAAUAGAUGCUUUACCAACUUACAAGUUCAAGGUGAAGAAAAGUAGAAACUGUGAUGAUAGGGAAAUCAUCUCAGGUGCUGGUGAGGGUGGGGUUGUGGCUGCAGGAACAGAAAAGGAACGUGCCAUCUCUGGAGAAGAUGCAGUCUGCUGCAUUUGUUUGGCAAAAUAUGCAAAUAAUGAUGAGCUGAGGGAGUUGCCAUGUUCUCAUUUUAUGCACAAGGAAUGUGUGGACAAGUGGCUUAAGAUCAAUGCUUCCUGUCCUCUUUGCAAGAGUGAGGUUGGUGAGAACAUUUUGGAUGCCAUCUCUGGGACAAGUGCCAGCAUCUUGAGUUCACUCUCUGGAACGCACGAUAACCAGCGACGAGCUGCAUACAGUUUGAUGAUCUUUCUUCUUAUGUGUUGGGUGGUCGUCCCUUCCAUUCUUUAUGGUUGUCUUACGGGGUGAGAUGUAGCUUGUUAGACACACACGGCAAUUCUCCAAUUACCAAACAUGAUGUAGCCAGAUUGUGCAAUGGCACCAUCAAUCAAAAGAGCCAUGUAAAAUUUAUUACUAUGUUGCCAAUCAGAAUGGAAAUGAUUUGCUAUGUAAUUGCACAUACAGUUAUAUAAAUAAUAGAGAUUUUGCAAAAUUUGCAAAGAAUUUUAGGUUUUUGCCUGCAAAGACAUUUGUCCUUGGGACUUCAAAGCAAUGAAUGAAGAAAAACUUUUCGA
Theobroma cacao (cacao) is the source of this 2398-nucleotide messenger RNA. Its product is annotated as C3H4 type zinc finger protein. The record is from RefSeq and is a predicted model, not a curated record. Lineage: Eukaryota; Viridiplantae; Streptophyta; Magnoliopsida; Malvales; Malvaceae. Gene Ontology annotation, molecular function: zinc ion binding.